UUUACUGACAUGCGAGUGGACAAUCUGUAGGACAAACCUGAUUUUCUUUUACAGGCUUACCUUUUGUGUUAACCUUCGCAUUUUCACUCUAUGAGCUCCAGCCUCUUAUUUGCACCAAGGGAUGGGAGGAGAGAAGUCACUUCAUGUGACCGAAGUGACGUGAGCGAGGAUCAUUUUAAAUCCAAACAGGAGAAUUUGCAUUUCCUGCCAAAAUGCAGAGUGUGUUGAACUGUUUUUUUUUUUUUUUUUUUUUUUUUGCUGAAAGCUGCUUAAGCCAAGCUGAAAAUUACAACUGAUGAUGUGAGUUCAAUUUGAACAGCUGACUUUAACUUAAACUUGGAAAACAAAAGCGAAAAAUCGGUCGAGAAAUAGCAAAAAUAUGUCGAACUGGAUACGACACGAAUGUAGAAAAAAGAAAUCAACAGUAAAUAGCAAAAAGUAGCUUAACAGAAAACUGACAUUAGCAGAAAAAAGCUACACUUAGCUAUAAAGAAGCUGAAAUUAGCACAAAGAAGCAUCACAAAAGGUAAAAAGUGAUGUAAAAAUUGACACACAUUUUAAAGAGCUUAAAGUAUGUUGAAGACAGCUCCCUUCAGUUUCAAUAUGAAAAAGCUAAAUAGAUUGAAGUUGCUGAAAUACCACGAGUCAUAGCUGGAAUUUGGCGACAGAUACGAACAUUUCAAUAUAUGAACUGUUAAAAUAGCACAAAAAUUAUAGAAGAAAGUGCCAAAAUAUGUAUGAAAGGAGUACAGAAAAUUAUAAACGCAAUGCUUAAUAACAUUCACACUAAUUAUGAAGGUCUAAUCUGAACACACCUAUAAAUGCUGGUAGAAAAAAGGUGUUUGACCCAAACUAGAGUGUCUAUGUGGUCCGAUUGUCCUCAGAGCAUCUCCAGGUUUUACACACGACUUUACACAGAUGGUGGGGUUUGACUUGUUAGUGUUAAAACCUGCUUAAUCUACUCAAAAGUUAAGUUUUCUCCCACUCUCCCUCCCUUUUAAGGAGGCAGUCUCUUUCCUGUGAGCCCACACCCAGACAAUGAAAUGAGCAAACACAUGCAGAAGAGGAAGUAGGAGCAGUCGGACUCGCUUCACAUGUGCACCUCAGUGAGCAGCCUUGAUGAUGGGACGAGACAAGUGUGGGUGUGGGUGUGGGGAGGGGGUUCAGCUGGAAACGACGUCAGAUUGACAGGAACAGGAAGCGGUGAGCGCCGAGUUACCUGGUAAACCAUGAGACUUGUCUGUUCCAGUCUUUUCUUGUUGCGUUUUAAAGAUCUCAGACAAUCCAGAUGUAGGUUUCUCAGACUUUUCGGCUCAUAAUACCUGAAUCUGAAAGGUGGGGAGCAUCUUCUGUCUUGUCUUGCCUGGCACCUGUUUGACUUUGGAGGCAAAAAAAAAAAAGAGAGGAAAAAACAUGACACAAAAUGGUGCCGGGCCCGGCCAUGGCAACACAAAACAGGCAGAGGAGCUUAAAAUUGUGAUAGUGGGAGACGGAGGCUGCGGGAAAACAUCUCUUCUGAUGGUUUAUGCCAAAGGAGAUUUUCCAGAGAAAUAUGCUCCAUCAGUGUUUGAAAAGUACGCCAAAACCAUCUCUCUGGGAGGAAAAGACUUUAAACUCAACCUGUACGACACAGCUGGACAGGACGACUACGACAGACUGAGGCCUCUUUCUUACCAGGAAGCGGACCUGGUUCUGGUCUGCUUCGACGUCACCAACCCCACCAGCUUUGAGAAUGUUUCUAUAAAGUGGCACCCAGAGGUGAGGCACUUCUGCGGGGAGACGCCGGUGAUCCUGAUUGGCUGCAAGACUGACCUCAGGAAGGAUAAGGAGGGCACGAGGAGGCUGAAGGCUUUGAAUCUGGCUCCAGUGACCUACAUCCAGGGUGAGCAGACCCGGCAGGAGAUGAACGCGGAGCUCUACCUCGAGUGCUCGGCUAAAUACCAGGAGAACGUGGAGGACGUUUUCCGGGAGGCGACAAAAACAGCUCUGGCCUUCAGACGCAAACAGAAGAACCACAAGCGGAAGAAGAAAUGCGUCGUUCUGUAAAGACCCCCCCACACACAUCUGGAGCGGUUGUGCUCACCCACACAGAUAAGAACUGGAUGAGGAACCUUUGGGUCCCCGCUGAGACAUCAGCCAGUCUUCCCUGAACGGUGCAACAAAAUGAAGCAACAGGAAAGACACUUGUGCAAGUUGCAUGCAGCUUCCUGUCAGCUCCUGAACGUCACUUUUAUCUAGUUUUUUUUUAAAGUAUUUUGCACUGUAUGUGGAUGACAGCAGGUUGUCUUUCUGAAACAUUUAUUUAUCGGAGAAAAUAGAUUUUGUGGUUUGUGAAUUUUUAGUAUGAAGAACCUCGUUUAAACAUAUCGAAAGCACAACAGCUUGUAAACGGUGCAGUGUUCCUGUGUAACAAAAAACAUUGUCUUUGUGAGGCUUAGAGGACUCUUAGCUUUACCAACAGCGCCCACUAGAGGUGGAAAAUUAGCACACCGGCUGCUCUUUGUGUCAAAAUACAUUUACAUUUAAAUCUGAAAAUGCACAUGCAACAUUUGCAUGUGUUUUUAUCAAGGCUUGCUUUUUCCAUUUUUAAAAUAUUUGUUCAAAUAUUGGAAAAAAAAAAAAAAAUCUAAGUACUGUUACUGACCCCUCCAGGCACCUUCAGAAGUCUGAAAUGAACUGAAUUAUGUGCAUUCUGGCAGCUUUUAUACAGAUUUUUUUUAAAACAUGCAUAAAAUCUCCCUCAAUAAAAGAUAAGUGCCUUUA
Molecule: messenger RNA, 2763 nt
Organism: Austrofundulus limnaeus
Lineage: Eukaryota; Metazoa; Chordata; Actinopteri; Cyprinodontiformes; Rivulidae
Gene: rhof
Product: ras homolog family member F
Exons: 6
Coding region: 1414-2046 (210 amino acids)
Biological process (GO): small GTPase-mediated signal transduction
Molecular function (GO): GTPase activity; GTP binding
Source: RefSeq, a predicted model, not a curated record